Messenger RNA from Naegleria gruberi, 756 nucleotides. RefSeq lists its product as uncharacterized. The coding region runs from base 1 to 756 and encodes 251 amino acids. The record is from RefSeq and is a predicted model, not a curated record. The transcript has a single exon. Lineage: Eukaryota; Heterolobosea; Eutetramitea; Acrasida; Naegleriidae.
AUGGACGGAUCUUUGUUUGAAUUCGAUACUCAAGCAUUGAAAAUGAACAAAUUCUUUAUCUCGCACAGUUCAUUAAUUCAUUGUGUUGGAAGUGGAAUCAUGUCAACCUGUUGGUUAGUUCAGACAAUUGAUGGAACUAUUUAUGAAAAAGAAGUUGAUACUGAAGCAUUCGACAUCGGAUUCCCACUUCCUGAUUACCAAGUGAAACAAUUUUCUUGUUGCUCAAAUGGUACAGCCCAAUUCAUUCUCUUAAAAAACAAUAGAUUGUUCAUUAGAAAUAUUGGAUUUGGAUUUAUGAACGAAGGAAACGCGUACCAAACGAAAGAGCUUAAAUUAUCGUUCACUUGUGAAAUCAAAAAGAUUGAUACAGGAUUUGCUCACAUUGCUCUACUAUUGGAAGAUGGCCAAAUAUUCUGUCGAGGUCUAAAUUCUAGUAAUCAAUGUGGAUUAUCGGUUGGAGCGUCUGGUCCAGUAAAAGAAUUUCAACGUAUUCAAAUUGAGGGGCCAUUCAAAGAUGUGUACUGUACUAGUGUGUCAACUGGUGUAAAAACGGAUACUCAUUUUUGUAUUGCUCAAAUUCCACAAGAAGCAAUUAAUGAUGAACAGGAAAUUAUUGUAUGUGGUCCUUGGCAUGGCUAUAUCUAUAGAAAAACUUUCACAGUUGCUAAAUCUCCAGAAGAAAUAUUUUUCUUUUCACUACUUAGACGUCAAUUGAGUAAUUCAACAUUUUACGAUCUUUCAUUCAUAACAUUCUGA